Molecule: messenger RNA, 1074 nt
Organism: Blastocystis hominis
Lineage: Eukaryota; Bigyra; Opalinata; Blastocystidae
Exons: 5
Coding region: 1-1074 (357 amino acids)
Biological process (GO): regulation of transcription by RNA polymerase II
Cellular component (GO): nucleus
Molecular function (GO): RNA polymerase II transcription regulatory region sequence-specific DNA binding; DNA-binding transcription factor activity, RNA polymerase II-specific
Source: RefSeq, a predicted model, not a curated record
AUGCGAGACACAAUGCCUAGGCAGCGACACCGCAAUCGCAAGUUCGUUUGCACUACGUGUACCAACGCUUUUGUGGAUAGGGCACAUUUGCGAGCGCAUGAAGUAGGUCGCUGCGAAAUUUGCUUCAUAGAGACGACACACUCCAGAAGUAAGCUUUUUGCUUGCACUGUCUGCAACAAACGGUAUGCUCGCAACACAACCCUCAAAGAGCACGAGAAAGUGCAUCAACUGAAAUCAAGGGACUUGGUGUGUCCUCUUCGAGAUUGUGGAAAACACCUUCAAUCCAGAUCGGAAUAUAUCUUCCACGAGCGAGAUCAUGAAAGGCUUAUUUUGGAUGGGUACGAGGCGUUCUCGUUCGAUUUUUCAGUUUUUGAAAAGUUUGUUCAUCCGCUUUUGAUUACUUGCAGCAAUUUUGCUCAGUUUGGCAAAGAAGACACGCGAAUCCCGAUCUUUCGCAUCCUCCAGAAAACUCUCGUCAAUGAACCCGAGCCGGAGUGUCGCAGCGUUCACCGCAAGCGCCUCGAAAACCUCACAACCCAAAACGAGCAACUCAUCCACUCAUUACAAAACCAAAUCAAACAACUCGAAUCCCAACUUGAUUUCGACUCACUUUACACACUCGACAGCGACGAGGAGAUCCAGGUCAUCCCGGAAUCCUAUCUUCGCGACGAGUUCCCUUACUACUGCGGCGUUUCCACGUGUAAAAAGCCCUUUCCCAACUAUUUCGCACUCUAUCGACACGCUUCUCAGCACUCUCCACCCAUGAUCAUGAUCGCCAUGAAUGACCAACUCUACUUCCCUCCCACGUUCUAUCAUUGUCCCAUUCCUUCCUGCGAGUAUGGAGAAGGGAAAAAAGCCGCUCCGUUUGAUUGGCUCCGAAUCCAUUACAGGGAGUUUCAUCGACGAAUGGUGAAUCGAAUUCGCAGAGAACAACUCACGAUCCCGACUCCCUCCGAAAUGAGCAAUAACCGCGGGAACGCGAUGGAUCCGACCUUGCUGAGAAUAAGCAAUAAUAACGGGAAUGUGAUGGUGGGGGAAUCGAACGAGAGCCAAUCGAUUGAGUGCCCAGAAUAG